AUGUAUUCAUUUCUUCCUAUAUGUGUAUUUGCUUUGCUCUGUCAAAUGCAGGGUACAUGGGCAAGAGUGCCUCAAGAAGGCGAAUAUCCAUACCAGGCAGCUGUUCUACUGAGACUGCGCAAUGACGAACUUCUGUACAUAUGCUCCGGCGCAAUACUUAACCAGAGAUGGAUAUUGACACUCGCUCUCUGUGCUGUACAGUACAAGCCUCCUACUAUUAAGAUUUUGGUUGGGUCGAACGGUCUUGUUGCCCCUAAUAAUACCUACUACUCCGUAGAUAACGUUCGCCCAUACAGUCGACCCACGUACAAUGUAACUAUAUUCUCGCGUAACAAUAUUGCCCUAGUCAGGGUUACGACACUGAUAAUCUUCAAUAAAAAAGUCCAACCCAUAGUGGUAUCGAGUCAGGAUGUGAGGAGUGGACAGACUUACAGCUUGACAGCUUGGAGGAAUUGUGUUGAUUCAAACUACUCUACCAGCCUCCAGCUGUUUUUGGUAAUAGCGAUACAAGAUAACAGACAAUGCAACCCUUUGGUUGCAACUGGACUGAACAGUGUCAGCGAACUGUUCUGCAUGACCGCGAGCCCCAAGGAUUCUGGAAAUAAAAAUAUACCACCAUUCAGCUACCAAGGAGGACCAAUUGCCAGUGCAUCCAGACAGUUGAGCGGUUUGAAUAUUGCUGCAAGAAGCAGGCGACAGGACAACAACAUCGUAGCUGUAGGAUUAAGAGUAGCACCCUACAGGACUUGGAUUUAUGCUACUAUCAAUUAAUAUCCGAUUAUCUUUUGUGUAUGUUUAAAAUCCUGUACCACGUAACACUAAUCAGGAUAUUUAAUAUAGAUAAACAUUUUCAAAAAGGUUUUGUUGAUAAAAAUACGUUCGUAUUCUAUAUUAUUUAUGAGUUUUAAUAAAAUA
Molecule: messenger RNA, 915 nt
Organism: Pieris brassicae (large cabbage white)
Lineage: Eukaryota; Metazoa; Arthropoda; Insecta; Lepidoptera; Pieridae
Product: chymotrypsin-1-like
Exons: 5
Coding region: 1-771 (256 amino acids)
Biological process (GO): proteolysis
Molecular function (GO): serine-type endopeptidase activity
Source: RefSeq, a predicted model, not a curated record